This is a messenger RNA of Pungitius pungitius (ninespine stickleback), 2303 nucleotides long. RefSeq names its product lysyl-tRNA synthetase 1 (gene kars1). Gene Ontology annotation, cellular component: mitochondrion; cytoplasm; nucleus. The transcript has 15 exons. The record is from RefSeq and is a predicted model, not a curated record. Gene Ontology annotation, biological process: lysyl-tRNA aminoacylation; diadenosine tetraphosphate biosynthetic process; positive regulation of macrophage activation. The coding region runs from base 96 to 1925 and encodes 609 amino acids. NCBI's taxonomy places the organism in Eukaryota, Metazoa, Chordata, Actinopteri, Perciformes, Gasterosteidae. Gene Ontology annotation, molecular function: tRNA binding; ATP binding; ATP:ADP adenylyltransferase activity.
UGCUCUCUCAGCUCGCAGCAGCUUCAACAUGGCCGACGAAAAGGCGCCGGACGGAGAGAAACUCAGCAAAAAGUCUGUCCGCUGAGUAGCUCAGCAUGCUGUGCCUGGUCAGGGCAGCCAGGCAGCAGCUGUGCCAGGCCUUUGGGCUCAGGGGGCAGUGGUUUAAAUGUGCUGCCCCGUGUACAGAGGCAGUCUCGACUCAUAUUUACGGGAUCCGUUGGAGAGGUGACAAAAGUGAGCUGAAGAGACGAAUGAAAGCCGACAAGAAGGUGGCCGAAAAAGAAGCCAAGAUCAAAGAGCAGUUGGACCAAAAGAAAGAAUCCAACGACCAGGGAGCGCAAAAUGCCUCUGGAUUGGAUGAGGAGACGCUCGACCCAAAUCAAUACUACAAGAUCCGCACCCAGGCCAUCCAGGAGCUGAAGGGCACAGCAGAGGACCCUUACCCCCACAAGUAUCAUGUCGACCUCUCACUCACAGGGUUCAUCGAGAAAUACAGUAACCUGCAGCCUGGAGAUCAGCUGACAGACGUUGUUCUCAAUGUCUCAGGCCGCGUCCAUGCCAAGAGGGCUUCUGGUGCCAAGCUCAUUUUCUACGACCUGCGAGGAGAAGGCGUCAAGUUGCAAGUCAUGGCAAACUCAAAGACCUACAAGUCUGAAGAGGCCUUUGCAGCAAUCAACAACAAACUGCGUCGUGGCGAUAUCAUCGGUGUCCGCGGCAACCCAGGGAAAACAAAAAAAGGAGAGUUGAGCAUCAUUCCCAUCGAGAUGACCCUACUAUCGCCAUGUUUGCACAUGUUGCCCCACCUCCACUUUGGCCUCAAAGACAAGGAAACACGUUUCCGCCAGCGCUACUUGGAUCUCAUUCUCAAUGACUACGUGAGGCAAAAGUUCAUAACUCGCUCCAAAAUCAUCACAUACCUGCGCAGCUUCCUGGACCAGCUGGGAUUUUUAGAGAUCGAGACACCUAUGAUGAACAUCAUUCCUGGUGGAGCAGUGGCUCGUCCAUUUGUUACUCACCACAAUGAGCUGGAUAUGAACCUGUUCAUGAGAAUCGCACCAGAGCUCUACCACAAGAUGCUUGUGGUUGGCGGACUAGACAGAGUGUAUGAGAUUGGUCGUCAGUUCAGGAAUGAAGGCAUCGAUCUUACUCACAAUCCAGAGUUCACCACCUGUGAAUUCUACAUGGCAUAUGCCGAUUACCACGAUUUGAUGGAGAUCACAGAGAAACUACUCUCAGGAAUGGUGAAACACAUCACUGGAGGAUACAAGGUGGCGUAUCACCCCGAUGGCCCAGAGGGACAGGCCCAGGAGAUUGACUUCACGCCGCCAUUCAGAAGAGUGAGCAUGACACGAGACCUGGAGAAGGUGAUGGGAGUGAAGUUCCCUCCUACCGACAGCUACGACAGUGACGAGACUCGUAAGUUCUUUGACGACCUGUGUGCACAGAAAGGAGUUGAGUGUCCACAACCCAGAACCACUGCCCGCCUCCUCGACAAGUUGGUUGGAGAUUUCCUUGAGGUCACCUGUAUCAACCCCACUUUCAUCUGUGAACACCCUCAAAUCAUGAGUCCCUUAGCAAAAGGGCACAGAACACAGAAAGGCCUUACAGAGCGUUUUGAGCUCUUUGUGAUGAAGAAGGAAGUCUGCAAUGCUUACACUGAGUUGAAUGAUCCGAUUAGACAGAGGGAGCUUUUUGAGCAGCAAGCAAUGGCGAAGGCCGAGGGCGAUGAUGAGGCCAUGUUCAUUGAUGAGACCUUCUGCACAGCUCUUGAAUACGGACUGCCACCGACUGCCGGCUGGGGGAUGGGCAUCGAUCGUCUCGCCAUGUUCCUCACUGACUCCAACAACAUCAAGGAGGUGCUGCUCUUCCCAGCUAUGAAGCCUGACGACAACAAGGCAGCGCCUACAGAGGGCACCUCCGUCUAAUGACAGGGCGGCUCCUACUAUCUGCACCGUGGGGGAGGAACCUCUCCCUCCCUGUGGUCAUCAGUGGGGCCGGCAGGUUUUUUGUUUUAUCAAUGUUGGUAUUUGAUCAGUCAUGUGUGAUCUGCUGUUGUAUGAAAACUUGGAUGAAAUAUUUUUAAAUUUAUUUUGAGAUAUUUCCCAGUAUGCUUAAUUCAAGCUACCAAAUGCAGAGUAGAUACACAAAAUAUUUAAGCUCAAGCCCCUGUGUUGUCAUUAAAUCUGUUUUGCCAGGUCUGCUUGUAUAUGAGAGGUUUGAGACUUGAGCUACACCACCAAGUCCAUAUUCCUCUGCCCGGAAAUUAAAACAUGGCUGACAAAAUAAAGUCCAAAUGAAUAGUU